This is a messenger RNA of Anolis sagrei ordinatus, 1368 nucleotides long. Its product is annotated as adenosine receptor A3-like. Gene Ontology annotation, molecular function: G protein-coupled adenosine receptor activity. NCBI's taxonomy places the organism in Eukaryota, Metazoa, Chordata, Lepidosauria, Squamata, Anolidae. The record is from RefSeq and is a predicted model, not a curated record. Gene Ontology annotation, biological process: G protein-coupled adenosine receptor signaling pathway. Gene Ontology annotation, cellular component: synapse; dendrite; plasma membrane.
GUGACAUGGUGUCAUAGGGUUUAGUGUUCCUGCUGCUUUAUUAUACCAAAUCAGUUAAGAUACUUAACAAAGCGUAUUUUGCUCGAGAAACAGACUCCUACUUCAAGUUUAUUCACACCAUUGGCUUCUUCACACUUGAGAAAAAAACAAAGCCUUAGUUUUCCAAAAUGUCAAAAGAUUUGAGAAAUGUUUACAUUGCCUUUGAGGUCGUCAUUGCAGUGCUUGCUAUCCUGGGCAAUGUCCUGGUUAUCUGGGUGCUGAAACUAAACCAGGGGUUUCAGAAGACCAUCUUCUACUUCAUCAUCUCACUGGCAGUAGCUGAUAUUGCUGUUGGGCUUGUUAUGCCAGCAACCAUCGUGGUGGCCUUAGAAUUGGAGAUGCCAUACAAAACCUGUCUAUUCAUGUGCUGCUUGCCUGUGACUUUCACUCAAGCCUCCAUCAUGUCUUUGCUGGCCAUAGCAAUUGACAGAUAUCUCAGAGUAAGACUACUCGUCAGGUAUAAAUUGAUAACCACUGAGAGAAGAAUCCGUGUGGCUUUGGGAACAGUUUGGCUCUUGUCACUGCUAGUAGGAUUUACUCCCAUGUUUGGCUGGAGAAACGAAAUACCAAAAAACACAAGCAACGUGGCGUGUCUUUUCACCAAUGUUAUGAAAAUGGAAUACCUGGUGUACCUCAGCUUCUUCACUGGCACUCUCGGUCCGCUGGUUGUCAUGUGUGUCCUUUACACUAGGCUUUUCUAUAUUAUCCGAUCAAAGCUAUGUUCAUGCAAUGGAAGAAGGCACAGUGUAUUUUACAAACACGAAUUUAAGACAGCCAAAUCUUUGACCCUGGUCUUCUUUUUCUUUGCCAUCUGUUGGUUGCCAAUGUGUAUUCUGAAUUGCUUCACGCUUUUCUCCAGUCUCCAGAUUCCACCAUAUGUGGUUUAUAUGGCUAUUGUACUCUCGCACUCCAAUUCAGUUAUGAAUCCCAUUAUCUAUGCUUUCAGAAUAAAGAAGUUCCGGAAAACUUGCAUCCAGAUUUUUAGAACCUAUUUUCCAAAAAUGGACACAGAACAGGAUACAUCCAAUGGACAUACUUCAUCUGACCCAUUUUAUAUUAUAUGCUGACAAGAUGCUUACCAAGGGCUCACAAAAAGGCCUCAAGCCUGCUGCAUGCAAAUCUAUAUUCAAUUGGAGAUGCCUAGCACUGACUUACAAUCCUUCUGCCCUGAGUUAAGAGUCUCUCCGACACACCACAGAAGUACCGAUAACCAGGACCUGAAUGAGAAUUGCACAUUUCAAGAAAAACCCAAAAUUUUAAUGAUCUUUAUUAACCUAACCGCUUUGCUUUCUCUCACUUCUUGGUUGUUUCCUUAGUUGAAUUGAAUUG